Messenger RNA from Carassius carassius (crucian carp), 1537 nucleotides. RefSeq names its product protein FAM8A1-like. The coding region runs from base 189 to 1172 and encodes 327 amino acids. The record is from RefSeq and is a predicted model, not a curated record. Lineage: Eukaryota; Metazoa; Chordata; Actinopteri; Cypriniformes; Cyprinidae. The transcript has 5 exons.
UGGAUCUUUCUUGAACCUUAACGAUUGCAAACUUAACCACAGAGAAACACCUCUGGGCAGCUGAAGAGGUAAGAAGAGCUACGCUUUUGUUAUGCUAAUAUCUUCUAUUACUUUUAUUAUGCAUUAUACAGUGUUGCCGGAAGUUGGUUAAAUCGACACCGACUUCGUCAUCACAAAACGAAAGUGUCAUGGAGGAAUUAGACGAAAACGCUCGUAAUAAGGAAAAGUCGUUGGCAAAAAACAGUAAAACUGAGGACGGUGAAAACAUGAGAACACAGAUUCACAAGCCCUGUUCCCAGGGCAAGCAAGACACAUCCACCGCUGUUUCCACCACGGAGUACUGCGAACAAUUACAGGAGUGGAUGUGGCAGUACUACUACAGCUAUAUGAACUGGCAGAGCUGGAUAGCGAUGUCUGCGUUUCCCUUUCCACCGUGUUUCCCAACACAAGGAACAAAUGAAACGCCCGGGGCGACCACAUGGGGUGCAGAUGUGUCUAAUGGAGACCUUCGCAAUUGGUUCAGCAGCAGCCCGUUUGGUUUUCCGGCUGCAGCAGCGAGCGGACAGAGUCCUCGAGCUCCGGCCACAGCAGCUGCGCAGCUGCCUCAACAACAGCAGCCGAAUGGAAACGCUCAACAGCCAGGUAGGGAAUAUUCUAUUCCCUCCCCCCUCCAACGAUUCUUGGCAGAAAUGGUGGAUUUCUUUAUUCUUUUUUUCAUUAAAGCUAUGAUUAUCCUCAGUAUUGUCCACUUGAGUGGAAUGAAGGACAUCUCAAAGUUUGCCAUGCACUUCAUUGUAGAGGAGAUUGAUGAGGACACAUCGAUGGAGGAGCUGCAGAAGAUGAUGCUUGUGGCUCUAGUGUACAGGUUAUUAGUUUGCUUUUAUGAGAUCAUAUGUAUUUGGGGAGCUGGUGGGGCUACACCAGGGAAGUUCCUCAUUGGCUUACGAGUGGUCACAUGUGACAGCUCCGUCCUGGUUCAGCCGAACCGCGUUCUUGUGGUUCCAGCGACUAACGUCACACUUUCUGCGUCGACAGUGAGAGCAUUAAACAAGAACUUCUCCAUCGCUUUCUUCUUUCCGGCGUUCAUCACGCUUCUGUUCUUUCAGCACAACAGGACUGUGUAUGACAUUGUGGCCGGCACCAUCGUGGUCAAGAGAAACAGGCUUAGAUGACUGUCACUGAAGUCGAUACCAACCUGAAAUUGUAAUGCAAAAACAAGCUUAUAGACAAAUGAGAGCGAACCAGCUGCAGUGACACAUGCUGAACUGAACUAAAGCUAUUGGCCUCUCGAAGAACUGUCACUUUAAGAGCUGAACACGGUAUUUCCAGUAUUUCUCACCCAUCUUCAUUGGACACCUAGACUUAUAAGCAUGAACUGCUUUCUCAGAAGUAUUUUUUUAAUAAUCUGUGGUGACAUCUUUGAAUCUUUUUCUUGUGCCAAAAUAAGAUAAUUUAUUAAUCUGCCUCACAAUACUUGAACUUCCUCUGGUACAUGCAUUUCAUCUCUGUCUCUGUCUGUUUGUUAUAGUAUUUGACU